GGUUGCGUUGCGUCUUUAUUUUAAUGAUGAACGCUACGUUUGAGAGACGACUCAGACAAGUGUCCGUAAAAAGACGAUUAGGAAAGACUAAUACGUCAGCAAUCAACGGUCGAAACGAUCUCAGAAACAAGCUUAAUCUAACUGUACGAACACCUGAUGCACGGACGUUGCUUCGCAACCGUACUCGUCAACGUAACUCGACAUUUCGUGACGCUAGAAAUGUCUUGAGGUCGAGGAAUGUACCUCAUCCACGUCGAAAUCCUCGAGUCCCGUUCUUCAUCCCUAUAAGAACGAUUAAAAAUGAACUCUUCGGAGGCCAAAUAAACAAUCUACGAAAUGCACGAAAACCACGUCCAGCAUCUCUUCGUCCAGGUAUUCCUGAUCUGCUGAGCUUACCGUUACCUCUUCCUAAUCCUCUUGAUUUUCUUAAUAACCCUACACCCACUACUGGGUUAUUUGCUAACUUAUUGCCGUUUAAUGAAGUUCCUGUGUCUGCUUCUUCAUCAGGACCUAAGAUUAGUCCAAUACAAGGUUUCCGUGUGGAAAUCCGUAACCUUCAGCCGUCGGUCACGCUAGAUGAUGUAUUCGAGCUAUUUAGCAGCGUUGGAAGUUUACGUCUGUGUACUGUUACACGUCCUGGCCAAGCGGAAGUAAUUUAUAAUCAUUCUUCAGAUGCGCUUGAAGCUAUUGAACGUUAUAAUGGUCGUGAACUCGAUGGUCGUCCAAUGCGUGUAAGCCUUACUACACCAGUUAGUGAUUUACCCAGUGAACGUGACACUUCUGCUCGCAUGGCCUCAAGACUUGGACCAAAUUAUGGAAGGAAACAAACUGAAACUCAGGCUAAACAAGUUAUUCGUGAGUCUCUGAACAAAUCAGGCAUUCCGGUCGAAGUAGACGCAGAUGUUGUUCGCAAAGCUUUGUUCAACGUUAGUUCAUCUGGUAGUGUUCAAUCUAGAAGACCUGUCGAUUUCAGCGUUAGUUUGCGCUAAAAAUAUACACCAGAAGUUAGGUGUUUUACAAUACGUUUUAUUCAUCGCUCAUUUCUCAGUCAUUAAUGUGUGCAUAACAAAAAAUGUAUGUUACUUUGUUGAUUUGUUCAUUUAUCAAUAUAACACUGGAUUUUCGAUUCCCUCACGUUUGUUUUUGUAAUGACAGAUUCAAAUUCUCAUUUAAAACAGUAUUCCGAAUAAAUAUGAAUUAUAGCUUACUUUAAAACAAUUGCGUUCUCUUCCCUCUGGAAGGGAAAUCCC
Messenger RNA from Schistosoma spindalis, 1250 nucleotides. Lineage: Eukaryota; Metazoa; Platyhelminthes; Trematoda; Strigeidida; Schistosomatidae. The record is from the annotation of a GenBank genome assembly.